AUGACUUCCGUGGAAGCCGAAAACCAGCCAGUUGAGGACUCCGAGGCGUUCAUAGCGAUGGAGGAGAAUGGCGCACCGAAAGACCCUCAGGUGGCUGUUUCUGCACUGGAUGAAGCUCCGGAAGAGGGAGCGGUUUCCGAUGGAGAGCGUGAGGCCGCGGCGGCGGGCGAUGAUCUGUCGAACCCCCAUGCUUUCAAGAUGGCUGCACGUGAGGUGGAUGAAGGCUACAUGUCUGUUAUUCGGGGCCUGAGCGCCUUCAGCCGCGAGGAUGAGGAGGUCUCCCGAAAUGCUGUGGACAUCUGCAAGGAUAUUAUUGCGAUGGAACAGAGCCUUUUUUCUGAAGUUCCCAGCUACGUGACGAACCACACUUCCAUGCAGCGUGCAAAGACGGACGCCUGGAACAAAGCAGUCCAGCCACACUGGACUAUUCCCACACCAGAGGGACCUCCUCGCACUUGGGAAGAGCAACGCGCGUACGUUGAUCCAGGUGUGCCACUGAUGCUUCCGUAUAGCGCUGAGCGGUUCAAGAAGGAGCAUCCUGAACGAGCCCUGGUAGAGGGUACGUAUCAUAAUCUGUUUUACGGCGAUGGUACACAGGUCGUCUUCCCCACUUCGGCCGAUAACAAGAGGAAGCAAAUUGAAGAGGAGCAGAGAAAGCAUCCUCACCCGUCGUAUCACAGGCCGUACGUUUUUAAGCCACAGCAGAAGAAGCCCAUGCGUGUUGCUCCCGAUUUUGUUCCUUCUUGCGCAGAGCCUGAAAACCCACGCGCUUCCCUGCAGAAGCCAGUGAAAAAGGAGAAAACGGAGAAGUCACAGAAGAAAGUGACCUCGAAGUAG
This is a messenger RNA of Leishmania mexicana MHOM/GT/2001/U1103, 837 nucleotides long. RefSeq lists its product as hypothetical. The record is from RefSeq and is a predicted model, not a curated record. The transcript has a single exon. The coding region runs from base 1 to 837 and encodes 278 amino acids. Lineage: Eukaryota; Euglenozoa; Kinetoplastea; Trypanosomatida; Trypanosomatidae.